ACUAUGGACACUUCAUCAUAUGUAAAAUCAUCGAAUGCCAAACGUUUCGUCAUCGAAGAUUCGAUUACCAAAGUUACUUCGGAUGGCGAACCCCAUGGCAUGAUGACCAUGAUUGCCGGACUCUCUGGAGUCCUGGCGGCCGUGGUUAUUCUAACAGUUCUGAUCUUUUUGGUGGCCUGUAAGAAAUCCAAUAAGAAACAUGAAUGUGAUAAAUGCUCUGAAACGGGAUCCACCAGUGGCGCCUCAGGCAAACGAUCAUCCACUCUCAGUGAUGGUGAUCUAAUAAUCGAUGGCCAUAGCAAAUGUUCAUCCAUUGCCACGAUUUAUGAAUGCAAUGGCAAAGUGGAGAGUAGCUGCCGCAUUGAUGGUGGCGGUAUUUGCAAAACUGGACGUUCCGUUUCCACGCCCAUCAUCCACAAAUGUGGAAAUCUGCAAAGUAAUCUCAACAAGGCCUUUGAAUCGAGUGAACUUAGCUUGCAGGGUAAUUUGGAAAUGGGCAAGAAGCAGAAGCGAACCCAUUGGCAGGAUGAGGUGAUGAAGACCCAGCAUGAGACCACCAUAGAAAUUGAACGUUAUUAA
Messenger RNA from Musca vetustissima, 579 nucleotides. RefSeq lists its product as uncharacterized. The transcript is spliced from 3 exons. The record is from RefSeq and is a predicted model, not a curated record. Bases 4 to 579 code for a protein of 191 amino acids. Lineage: Eukaryota; Metazoa; Arthropoda; Insecta; Diptera; Muscidae.